GUUGAAACCCUUGAGAAUUUCAACCAACAGCUUAUGCAACUAUGGAGAGAAGAUAAUCAGCAAGAUGAAAAACUACCUGAGAACACAGACAUUAAUGACUUUACCCUAACUCCUAGACAUGUGUAUGCUAUUGAUACUCUUAUCUCUUAUGAAGA
This is a messenger RNA of Ambispora leptoticha, 155 nucleotides long. NCBI's taxonomy places the organism in Eukaryota, Fungi, Glomeromycota, Glomeromycetes, Archaeosporales, Ambisporaceae. The record is from the annotation of a GenBank genome assembly.